CUUUCGCGUCUACUCUUUGGAAGGACCCUGGUUACAUCCGGUUCCGUACUGCGCCAUUUUGAUGAAACAGCGAGGAGCGAAGCAGAUUUCAUCACCGAAAUGGAUUUUAUGGAUUUAAUGUGACGAGUCAUCUGGAUAUUACAUUUUUAAUUUUCGAGGUGGAAAAUAACCGCGGACUGACGGGGAACAUCACCGCACUGACGUGGUAGCUGGUGGAUGUUGUUUUAUCGUUCGACUAUAGCUUGGCCAGCGUUGUUAGCAUCGUUAAGCAUUAGCCGUUAGCUUGAGGUAUUUAAUGCUGUGUUGAGUGGCGAGCUAGCGUUAGCUAAUCUCGAGGUAAAGCAUGUUACUCUUGGUGUUAGCUAACUAGCCAACCGAACAGAUACACAGCGGAUUGCCUUCUGUCUGACUUUUUGUGAAGUUCCGUAGUUGUGGAUUUUAACAUCGGUUAAAAAAGGAACUGUGGUUAGAAAGGGACCGUACAACAAAAACUGAUGCCCAGGAAACCCCAGGCCUGCUGCUAGCCACACUAGCGGCUUGCAUCGCGGCAGGCCGGGCUUUCCAACAAGGACAAUUGUCGAUGGACUUUCCCACAUACACAACCAUAUCAUUUAUUUACGAGGACUCUGUUGGAGGUGGGCGCGUCCUGCUCUGUUUUAUUGGACUUUAAGGAACUGAAGAGGCACACGACGCCACUCCAUGGCGCUCUGGCCUCGCAACUGGAUUAUUUUUCUUAGGCAGUAACAUGGACUCUGGCGUCAUCUGCGAGCUGAACCCUUCCCUACUUUAGUCGUCUUCUUUGUUCACUGUGUUUCAGCGAAAUAACAAAGUUUUGCCUAUUAAAGUCACCAGAUUUAGCCUCCUGUGUUCAGUGUUGACGCUGUUUUCUUUUAUUACACCAGGCCUGUUUUUUUUUCUUGUGCUAGAUUGACUUCGUUGCUUAGACCUGUAAAAAUGUCGUGUGUUCACUAUAAGUUUUCCUCCAAACUGGACUACAACACAGUCACUUUCGACGGGCUGCACAUUACUCUCAAUGAGCUUAAGAGGCAGAUUAUGGCCCGGGAACGGCUCAAGGCCACAGACUGCGACCUGCAGAUCACCAAUGCGCAGACUCGAGAAGAAUACACAGAUGAUGAAGCCCACAUUCCAAAACACUCGUCAGUGAUCGUCCGCCGUACUCCAAUUGGUGGAGUAAAACCUGCUGGCAGGACGUUCAUUGUAGAUCGUUCUGACACAGCUGUGGUUGGAUCUUCGAGACCCACUGAUUCUUCUCCUUCACUGUCACUCGCCCAACUUACCAAGACUGCUAAUCUGGUUGAUGCAAAUGCGUCAGAGGAGGACAAGAUUAAGGCCAUGAUGACUCAGUCCAACCAUGAGUAUGACCCAAUAAACUACUCUAAGAAGGCAGUUGGACCUCCACCUGCUCACUACACGUGCUUUCGUUGUGGAAAGGCUGGUCACUAUAUUCGCCAGUGCCCCAUGCUAAUGGUCCAGGAUAAGAGUGUUGAAGGUCCCAAGCCAGUAAGGAUUAGUAAAGGCAUACCUCAGAGUUUCAUGGUGAAAGCAGAGCCAGGCACCAAGGGAGCCAUGUUAACCAGCACUGGAGAAUAUGCUAUACCUGCAAUAGAUGCGGAAGCAUAUGCACUGGGAAAGAAAGAGCGUCCUCCAUUUGUUCCACAUGACCAGUCAUCAUCCGAGGAUGACUCGGACCCAAUCCCUGAUGAAUUAUUGUGUCCAAUCUGCAACGACCUGAUGACAGAUGCCGUAGUUAUACCUUGCUGUGGAAACAGUUACUGUGAUGACUGUAUCCGGACUGCCUUGUUGGACUCAGAGGAGCACAUCUGCUACACAUGCAAACAGUCAGAUGUUUCACCGGAUAAUCUUAUUGCCAAUAAAUUUCUUCGACAGGCUGUAAACAACUUCAAGAAUGAGACUGGCUACACCAAACAUGCUCGCAAGCAGGUCCAGCAUGCAAUACCACCUCCACCACGUCCUCAGUUAGUCAGGCCUCCAAACUCGAGACAGCAGGACCCACUGCUGGCCAAUGUCUCUAAACCUCCAAGUGCACCCACCCGAACCCUUCCACCACAGGUCACUCCUCCUGUGACUGAAACGGCACCUACUUCUGCUGUAACUGCUGCUCCUACACCACCUCAUGCUGCUGCUGUUGUUGAAAGUGAAGCUGCUUCACCAGCCCCUCCACCUGUGAUGGAUCGCCACUCCCCUAUGCACUCUAUCAGCCAGGGUGAACCACCCCCACCAGGUGAGACAGAUCCAGAACCUACUGUGGCAACAGGAUCAUCUGUAACUUCAGAACGUAGAUCACAGGGGUAUCAUGUAACUGUGCUUGGUCACCCACCACCUACAAGGCUGCUCAACCCUCCAGUUAACCAUAUGCGCCCUCACCAUGUUGGCAGAGGCAGACACUGGGAAAGUACCAGGUCUUACAGAGCCAGAGCAGAGCACCCAUCCACUCAUGUCCCGACAGUGCCACCUCCAGCUCCUGCUCCUUCAGUAUACCCAUCUCCCUCUCUUUAUCCACCUCCGCAGCCCUACCCCCCUCCCUACCCAUCAGCCCCUGGCCUUAUUGCCCCUCCUGCCCUCGGUUAUCAACCCCAGCCAAUAUUUGGACCCGGGCCUCCCGGGCUCAACCCUCCUUGGGUUGCCCCCGGAACCCAGCCCCCUCUUGCCACACUCCCACCUUCUCUGGCUCAGCCCCCUCUCUCAAAGGAUGAUUUUUACAGACCGCGGCACAGACAAGACAAAGUUGCAUCCAAAUUGGACGAAUUUACUAAAGAUUUCCACAAAGAACUUAUGAAGUACAGAAAUCCACCAAAGAGACGAAGACCAUCAUAUUCUAGGUCCCGGUCAUUCAGUCGCUCCCCCUUCAGCCGUUCUCCUUACUCUCGCUCUAGAUCAAGGUCUAGAUCAAGAUCAGUAUCCAGAUCUUACUCUUAUUCCCCCAGCAGAUCCCGCUCCCGCUCAAGGUCUCAUGGCCGGCCUUAUCCCCGCUCACCUUAUUCUAGACGGAAUGGUCGUAGUUAUGGACGGUCACGAUCAAGGUCCCGCUCUCGUUCAAGGUCUUAUGGAUAUCGGCGGUCUGGUUCACCACGCUCUCCUUUGUCCUACCGAGGUGGAGCCUGGGAGGGAGCGGAAGGCCCUGCAUCUUACAGAUCUAGGUCACGCUCUCGAUCUCCUGGUGCUUACCGGAGCCGUACACCAAGUGGACGAAAGCUCCCUCCCCGGGAGCUAGCACAUUAUGACAUGAAGACUUCCAGCCCUGGUGGUCAUGAUCGCUGGGACAAAGAAAGGUAUCGACAGUGGGAGUCUGCAGACUGGUUCUACAAAGACUACGACAACCAGCACCCUUCACUUCAUCAAAGAGGCCGUGGCAGCCGAGACAGGGAGAGGGAAAGAAUGUCCCCAUUGUCCAGAGAUUAUUCCCCACAAGGAAGAGGAAGAAGAGGCAAAGAAGACAGAGGUGCUCCACCUCAUCAUCCUCCAUCCUCUUCCUCAUCGGGGACUAAGUCCAGCAAAGUCUUGAAGACAAAAAAGAUAAAAAAGAAGAAAACAGGAGAUGAACCAGAGCCAUCACAUCAGUCGGUGGAUAGAGGAGACGCUACUCCUGUCAGAGAUGAACCAAUGGAUGAAAUCCCUUCACUCACCAAAACGCCGCCUGUUUCCUCUAAGCCUCCAUCCAGCACUACAAGCACUAAAGCCCCAGCCUCUAAAAGCACUGCUGCACCUGGUAAACCCUCAACCAAGUCAACAUCAAAGUCUCAGUCUGAUAAAAUUAAAAAAGAGAAGGGUCAGAAGGGAAAAGCUAAAGUCAAAACGGAGGGUGUGAAAGUAAAGAGCGAAAAGGUAAAGAAAAAGAGUGGUGAAGCAGUUGUGACCAAAAGGAAAGAUUCCUCAUCAAUGGUUGCUAAACCAUUAACUACCAGGACUGUUAAAUCCAAGCCAGAAGAUGCCCUCAACUCCACAACCCCCAAGAAGGACAAGAGUAAAACCUCUGCAGUUAAACCUGCCCUACUCAAAACCCCUCCGCCUCCCUCCCAAAACCUGCCCCUGCCUCAUUCUUCUCUUCAUGAGGGUUCUCGAGCUGGCCAAGACAUUCGGGGGAGAAGAGAUCUCCUGCAGGGUGGUGGUCUCCUUCCUGUCCCUCAUCCACAUGGGCUGCCACCCUUCCACCGACCUCCCUCCCCAGUGGAGAGUCGGAGGAGGAUUGGAGAGGAGGGCCGAUCUUUACUUGGACCUCCUCCUGGAAAGCUGAGGAGGCUUGAUGGGCUAAUGGGUGGUCCUGACAUGAUGCCCCACUCUCACAUAUCUCACCCGCACCUGAUACACAGACUCCCUCCUCCCACAGACAGACCUGGUCUUCUUCCCAUACCAGGAAGCCGAGACAUGGCCAGAGGUGACACAGAUAGAGGAUCUAUUAGACCUCUAAUGGACCUUCAGGUAAAGCCACUAAGGAAGAUCAAGUUGAACAGAGACCUGGGAAGAAAAAGCAGCACUGAGACAGCUGCCUCUGAUAGAACUCCAUUGGGUCCCGAGAAGAUGGUACCCUCAGAACGAUCAGCUACUGCUACCAAAGAAGGAGACAGACCAAGUAGUACCCCAGAAGGAGCUAGAGGAAAGGAGCGAUCUGCGUCUGCAGAGAGAGGAGUAUCCAGAGAAAGACCAGGAAGUGCUGGAGAGAGACUGCAGGGCACAGACAGAGAGCAGGACAGAAGCUCUGGACCGGACAGAGCUACAGACAGAGAGCAGGACAGAGGCUCUGGACUGGACAGAGAAAGAGACAGGACCGCUGACCGAGAGAGAGACAGGACCGCUGACCGAGAGAGAGACAGGACCGCUGACCGAGAGAGAGACAGGACCGCUGACCGAGAGAGGGACAGGACCGCUGACCGAGAGAGGGACAGGAUCGCUGACCGAGAGAGGGACAGGAUCGCUGACCGAGAGAGGGACAGGACCGCGGACCGAGAGAGGGACAGGACCGGUGAACGAGAGAGGGACAGGACCGCUGAACGAGAGAGGGACAGGACCGCUGAACGAGAGAGGGACAGGACCGCUGAACGAGAGAGGGACAGGACCGCUGAACGAGAGAGGGACAGGACCGCGGACCGAGAGAGGGACAGGACCGCGGACCGAGAGAGGGACAGGACCGCGGACCGAGAGAGGGACAGAGGUCUGGGGUCUGACAGAGACAAAGGUCUGGGGUCUGACAGAGAGAAGGAAAAAGUGUCAGGGUCCCAGAAGGGAGCAGGUGCAGUGGAAAGAGAGACUGAGGGAGAAAGGUGUAUGAGGACAGAACGCAAAAACUCCAGUGGUGGAAGUGGAAGAUCUGUCUCUCUCGAUAAAAUGACUAUUGGAGAAAAAUCGGCUAGGAGACAGGUCGAUCAUCAAGACAAACCAAGCGGAUCUAAGGAAAGGGGAGACGUGGCAGAACAAGUUUCUAAAUCUGACAGGAGUGUGUCCAAGGACAGAACAGAGCGGAGCAUGCCCUCAGGAGAGAAACCAGCUGCUGCUCACAGAGAAGCUAAAGGUGGUGAUGAAGCUGCUGCUAUGAAGAGCAAACCAAAGAUCAGCAGAAAGGCUCUGACAAGCCACACUAUGAGCUCUACUAGGUCAACUCAGGACACAAAGAGGGACUCAGAAAGAGAUUCAAAGAGUGCGUCUUCAAAACCUGCCACGCAGUGUUCACCUAGCUUUGUCAAGAGCCCUGCCCGGACCCCCAGUGUGAGCCCCGAACCCAGUCCGAUCAGCGAGGAGCCGCUCAUUCAGCCACCUCCUCGGUCCAAGUGGGAGAGAGAAGACGAUGAAGAGGGACAGGAAAAUGGCUCCGUUGCAUCCAAAGAACCCUCACCUGUGCCUCAAAAGAGCCGAGGCAGGGAGGGGCAGACCGAAGCUCCCAGGCUUGUUAGGAGUGAAGGUCGAGAUGCCACAAAAGAAGAUAGGAAAGGAGCCGUGAAGGAGGACAAAAAAGGGAGAGCACAGAGGGACGACAGUAAGGGCAGCAGAUCAACACACACAAAUUCUGACAAACAGGCCAAAAGUAAAACUAUGAGAGAGGAUGGAAGAGGGGUGACAGGGAAAGAGGAAAGAGCAACAGAGGGCAGAGGUGGAGGAGCAAGAGAGGAGAAUCGAGGCCCAGAGCCCAGGAGACAGCGUUUGUGUUCUGACCUGGGUCGUGAGACAGACGAGGCCGCCUUCGUCCCUGACUACAGCGAAGGCGAAGGCUCGGAGCCAGAGAGAGGAAGGAGUGGCAGCGCCAGCCCGUCUCUGAGUCACCCCUCUGACAGCCCCACUCCAAGCAACCACAGCGGCUCAGCAACAACCACAACGGACAAGAAGAAGAAGAAACACAAGAAACAUAAAAAACACAAGAAGCACAAGAAGCACGGCAGCCAGGACAAAGAGGGCGAACACAAGGAGCACAAGCAUAAACACAAGAAGAAGAAACACAAAAAGAGCAAAGACAAGGACGCGGAGGAAGAGGAGAAAACCGAGAAAGCAGAAGAGGAGACUCCGUGCUAACAAGCAAAACUAGGCCUACAGGUUAACAUCUGCAUGUACCGCUCAAAGCGAGUAGAAGAUGUCUUUGACUGUUCACGGCACUGACAGAGGGCCAGUAGUCUAACAAAUAAUACUGCAACCUCCGCAGAACGUUGUCAUGUCUGGAUGCUGCAAUAGCCGCUUUACCGAGAUGUCUUGUGAAAUGUGGACCCUUUGUGAUGACAAGAAAACAGGAGUGGUGGUCAUAAGAUGAUAGAAUCUAAAAGUUAGAAAUAACAAACUGUACUCAGGGAUGCCAUGACUUCUUUGUACAGGAGAAAUAGCAGCUUUUCUGCCUCUGAUUAAUCUGUAAAUAGAGAUCAACUGUUGCUUCACAUAAGUUACUUUUGCUCACAAACCUGUGUGCUGUUCAAGGUGUAAAGGGUGAAUAACUGUCAUUUGCUAUCAGGGCUGUUGUAGGCUCUUCGAAGGACUGUACUAGCAGUUUCGCCUGAUUUAAUACAUGAACUGCAUUUUAGUCAGGGUUGUACAAUACCGGUACUGAUUUUUUUUGUGCAAAUUACUAAAGUGUAAAUAAAGAAGAGCAGUGUUCUUGGAUAGGUUACUUAUUCAACAAAUUCUUCUUACCGCAGUUAACAUGGAAAAUCCAGUAUCUACCGAAAAUAUUAUAACACUCUUGGGAAAUGAUCAGCAAAGCUUUAGUAAUUAUUGAGCUAAAACAAUUAUUACUGUAGUCCAUGAUGUUGGAGCAGAGUGACAGGCUACACUGGAUUGUAUAAAUCUUGCAUUUGUGUAUUAAUAAUGGAAAAUCAAUCUGCAUGUUUUGUUAUAAAGGUGCAGUAGUUGUCUGAGUUUGAUGGACUGAAUGUGUGUAUGAGUUAAAUGUGACAAACAGGUCGAAUUCAAAGACUGGUGUCCUCCUUUUUUUUUUUAAAUAAAAUUUCAACUUCAUAUAAA
Messenger RNA from Betta splendens (Siamese fighting fish), 7473 nucleotides. RefSeq names its product E3 ubiquitin-protein ligase RBBP6-like. Gene Ontology annotation, molecular function: ubiquitin protein ligase activity; nucleic acid binding; zinc ion binding. Gene Ontology annotation, biological process: mRNA processing; ubiquitin-dependent protein catabolic process; protein ubiquitination. The transcript is spliced from 20 exons. The coding region runs from base 955 to 6537 and encodes 1860 amino acids. Lineage: Eukaryota; Metazoa; Chordata; Actinopteri; Anabantiformes; Osphronemidae. Gene Ontology annotation, cellular component: nucleus. The record is from RefSeq and is a predicted model, not a curated record.